Molecule: messenger RNA, 7167 nt
Organism: Pungitius pungitius (ninespine stickleback)
Lineage: Eukaryota; Metazoa; Chordata; Actinopteri; Perciformes; Gasterosteidae
Product: up-regulator of cell proliferation
Exons: 4
Coding region: 207-4982 (1591 amino acids)
Molecular function (GO): GTP binding
Source: RefSeq, a predicted model, not a curated record
UCUCCCCAGCAGGACAUAAGGGGGGAGUCUGCAGGGGAGCGCACUCGCGGCCCGCCUCGUACAGGAGAAAACACCGCUCAAAGCUGCACGGAGGAACCUCAGUAAGAAACGUUGCUGCAUGGCCGCGGACCCACCCGGUCUGCGGGAGCAAGAAGCUGUUUGAAUAAUCCUAAACCAGAUGUGAGGUGACUGACACUGUACCCACAAUGGAGGGGGUCAAUGAUGAAGAUUCAUCCGCUGAUCUUUACCGUUCAGGAGAAGACGACACUGCAUCAAUGCAAUGGUCCGACAGCAAUGUCGACAUUCCACACAGCACGUGUGGUAAAGAGACACUAGCAACCUUAUUGGAGGAUCUGGGGUUGGAGCAGCUCUACCCUGAGAAGCUAUCCCUGUGCACAGUACUUCAGAUUGACAAGAAGACCAUCACUGAUGAACCUGUCAAGUGUAACUCAGAUCUACCAUGGUACUUUCUCAAGAAACUGAUGAUGGUUAAUGUCACAGCUAGGAAUGCAAAAUGUACAUCAGAAUGUGAGCCAAACUGUGAUGCUGCAGCAGUAAAGACAGAGUUAGAUUUUUAUGAUCUGUUUGAGGAUCUGAAUUUAGGCGAAGUGCUAAACCCCCUCGACAUAAUCACCGCCCUCUUUCUGUGUUCUGAUGGUUUGGUACGGCAGGAAAUGGCACAUAAAAUGUCCAUGUGUCAGUUUUCUGUGCCUCUGCUGCUUCCUAAUUGUGACACAAAGCAGUGUACACUCAUGCUUUGGGCCAUGAGAGACAUUGUUAAAAAGUACAGACCUCAAUCCCUUACAGAAUCCAAAGGAUUUAUUGAAGACAGAAUUGUUCUCUCUAAACUUCCAAUGAUAUCUUUUGUGAGACUUGGUGAGUGCUCCUUGUCAAAGUCAGAGAUCCUUAAUAAGCUUCUGAGUAAUUCUCAGCAGUACCAUGAUACCUUUGUUCAUCAUGAUAUGGAGUGUGGUGACAGUCCAAGGAGAAUAUCCAAUGGACUGGUUGAAAUCACUUGGUACCUUCCUUGUGGGAACAAAAACAUGGAUGUCUUCAGUGAGCCAGUAGCUGUUGCUAACCUUCGUGGGGACAUUGAUUCAUUUGAAACACAAUUUUCAUUUUUGUGUGAGACAUCUGCAGCAGUUUUUGUGUUCUUCGACACUUUGGACUCUAAAUGUGAGCUGCUUACCAACCAACGACAGAAGGCACAGAUCUUCUUGGUUGGAAACCAUCAAAGCCAGCGCUCCAGUAUGGAUGCUCUAAAAAAGGUAGCGACCAAGUUGGGCUUGACUAAAAGCAACAUCCUUUUAAAGGCUAAACAAAUGAAUGAUGCCGACUUUGUCAAAAAAUUGCGACAGACAGUCAGCAACGUUGUUGAGAACACGAAGAUGAAGAUGGGAAUUGAGCAAAUGGCUGACAUUGCCCAUGAACUGGGAAUCUGGGUUGAUGAAGACUCCCCAGAGUGCCAGACUGCCAAGAAAAAUGCAGAUGCCAUCACCUCUGAAAUUCAAGAUAUCCUUGAAUACAAAGAAUCCCAGCUGCCUUUGCAAGGCCAAAUUUGGAAGGAACUGACUCUCCUAGAGAAGGAAGAAUUUCGGCUUCGAAAUGUUGGGUCUAAAAAAAUAGAAGACUACAAAAGUGAUCUUCAGGAAGAGAAAAGAAAACUUCGGAAACAACAGAACUCUUAUGACAUGUCAAAUGCAAUGACAUGUUUCAUUCAGGCAAUAUCAAGCCCAGGGAUAGAGAGGUGCUACUUCCUGAAAUGGAUGCGAAUAAACCUUGAUAAUGUGUCCCGAAAGAAACUGUCUGAUCUCAGGGAGCAGUACAAAGAAAAAUGCAAAAAUUCAGAAAAUAAAGAAGAAAUUAAAGAAAUUGACAGACAACUUUCCCAAAGCUCAUUGGGGAUUGAACACUUCUUCCGCGAAAUGGGUCAGAUCUAUGAAGCUUCACUUUCCCUUCAAGAAAGAGUUCCAUCACGUCAACAAUUACAGCAUCUGCCAAAACUCUGCGCAGAAUUGUUACUUGAUGGAUUUCCCCUUGAGCUUGUAGAUGGAGAUGCAUCCAACAUUCCUCUCAGGUGGGUUAGUGAGGUUCUUUCUCAGCUCAAUGACCUGAUACCGAAGAGCAAGAUUCUGGUAGUCACCGUCCUUGGAGUUCAGAGCACAGGGAAGUCGACUCUCCUCAACACCAUGUUUGGAGUGCAGUUCGCAGUCAGCAGUGGUCGAUGCACUCGAGGUGCUUUUAUGUUGCUCAUCAGAAUCAAUGAAGAUGUUAAAAAAGUUCUGAACUGUGACUUCAUGGUGAUUAUUGACACUGAGGGCUUAAAGUCACCAGAGCUUGCACAGCUGGACAAUAGCCAUGAGCACGACAAUGAGCUUGCAACCCUUGUGGUGGGGCUGAGUGACAUCACCAUCAUCAAUAUUGCAAUGGAGAAUUCCACAGAAAUGAAAGACAUCCUUCAAAUAGUUGUGCAUGCUUUCCUCAGGAUGACAGAGGUGGGCAAAAAGCCCAAAUGUCAGUUUGUUCACCAGAAUGUGUCAGACGUUUCAGCUCAUGAGAAGAACCUACGAGACAGGAAACUGCUCUUGCAGCAGUUAAACGACAUGACCCAGGCAGCAGCCAAGAUGGAAAAGAAAGAAGAGAGCAGGAGCUUCACUGAUGUGAUGGAGUACAGUCCAGACACUGGGAACUGGUACAUUCCUGGACUCUGGAAUGGAAACCCACCAAUGGCACCAGUCAAUGCAGGGUACAGCGAAGCCGUGUACGAGCUAAAGAAGAACAUAAUCCACAUGUUGGGAAGUUGUAAAUCAACUGCUAAUGACGUAAUGGAGUUCACAGAAUGGAUAGAAAGUCUUUGGAAUGCCGUGAAGCACGAGAACUUCAUCUUCAGCUUCAGAAACAGCAUUGUGGCUGAUGCGUACAUGAGGCUGUGCACAGAGUUCAACAAAUGGGAUUGGGCAAUGAAAAAGUUCAUGUACACGUGGGUUCUGAAUGCCGAAACAAGGAUUCAGAACUUUGGAACAGUUGCUGGGAAAUCUGAGAUAUCUGAAAUGUCAGAAUUUCUCACAGAGUUGAAAAGUGAAGCUCGCAAAGUGCUGUCUGCAUGGGAGACAAAGCUUCUUGAAAAUCUGGAAAAGUACUUCAAGCAAAGAGAGGGCCAUGUCUAUCUAGUGGAAGGAUAUAGAGAGAACUUUGGAAAUAGUGCAAAGAGUCUUCGACGUGAAAUUGAGAGCUCUGUGUUAAAUCAGCUCACAGCAGCAGCUGACAUCAGACAGGGGAUGAGGGAACUUGAUAAAAUCAAGAAGAACCACACAAAACAAUUAGAAGAGAGAGUGUGUGCAUUGAUUGAAGAGUGUCAGAAGAAAAAAGUCCAAAUGACAGAAAAAGAGCUGGACGAAGAAUUUGACAAGAUGUGGACUAAAACAUUGAAUGAACUCUCCUUUUCAAGAAUGGAGGUCAAGGACAUUUACAGCAAUGUGUCUCAACACCUGAGACAAAAUGUAAAGCACAAGGGAAGUCAUGCAUGCAAAUUGUUAAGUAAAAAAAAGCUGCAAGAUUGUGGAAUGGAACCCUUUAACGUAACUGAAGGAUUCUUCAAGAAAGUACAAGGAUGGUUUUCCAGUCACCCAAAGGCUGUCCAACAAGUUGCAGACAGCAUCAUUUCAAUUUGCAUACAGUGUAUAGCUGGAAAAAUGCAAAGUCAAAACAAUUAUCAUGAUACUUACAUCCAAGAGAUUUUGAAUUUGAUCGAUGAGAGGCUGAAAAACCAUCAGGAUGUUACGACAGACAUUGGGUUUGAAGUUUCUCUCAAACAGCACAUCUGUGGAAUUGCAGCCAGAGAGUUUCAGAAAAUGCAUGAAAACUUCAUAGAAGUGAACGAUCCCUACAGAUGCCUGAACCAAAACAAGGAAAAGUUCCUCACGGAUUUUAAAGAUGUCUUCAAUGAACGAGACCAGUGUCAAAAGAAGGCAGAAGAAUUCACGAGGAGAUGCUUGAGGCCUGCAGUCAAAGACUUUGUCAACCGUUCCUUGGGUCCUGAUAUCAUUGGUGAAAUGCUGACGGACCAGAAGUUCAGCACACGAAUGUUCUUCCAGUCUUCAGUUUUAUUGGAUUUGUUAUCCAAGGAUGUCUUUGAGAACUAUCUGAGCUACAUUUGCUCAUAUGAAGAGUAUGUAAAGAAAUGGAUACUGGACCAAAUGGUGGAGCACUUCUCAAACGGCUCUGCGAUGUCAGAGUUUGAGGAUCGACAUCUCCUGUCAAGUAUCAAGAGCAUAAACGAAGCUAUCGACAAAGCUAAAGCCAAAAAGAGUGGCAACCUGAAGUCAUUUGUUCAAAAUGUCUGCCAGGAACUUGGUGAUAAACUGGUCAUUUCCCAAGAUGCUCUUGGUGCUUUCAUGAUCCUGAACAAUGCCGACGAGGAACAGUUUGCUCACUGGCUGACUGGGUGGGUGACGGACAUGGCACAGUUCCUUGGAGAGGAGUUUAAAAAAACAGACAUCUUAACAAAACUAAAACAAUUAAAUGUGAAUCCUCAGAAUGAGCUUUGUGCCAAAAUGAUUGGAUGUGGUAGACAGUGUCCGUUCUGUGCAGCACCUUGUGAGGCAGGAGAAAAAGUCCACUCCCAGCACUUUACCUCACUACAUCGGCCAAAGGCUCUGGGUAGAUACAGGUGGAAUGAGACAGAAAAGCUUGUCACUGACGUAUGCUCCUCUUGUGUGAUCAGUGACACUAGAUUUCGCUGCUCUGACACAAAGAAUGAAUGGCACCCCUACAAGCGUUACGCAGAGAUUUACCCAGACUGGAGAAUUGCUCCAGAUGUAAGCCUUCAGGCUUCAGACUACUGGAAAUAUGUAGUGGCAAAGUUCAACAAGCAGUUUGCCAAAGAAUUCACUGCAAAGCCUGCAGACAUUCCUGUAACAUGGAAAAUGAUUACACGUAAGCAAGCAGAAGCAAGCGUCAAAGUUUCCUUUAACACCAAAUGAGAGACGACAUGCUUUCUGGUUACAGAGGCACACAUCCUCAUACAUUUACAUAAUGUUCUAAUGCACAUGUGUCAAACUCAUAACCCGCGGGCCAUAUCCGACCUGUGAAUGAAUUAUCUUCGGCCCGCAUGAUCAAAUCUAUUUACUAUUAGAGCUGGCCCGCUGGUAUAUUGCACGCAUCACUAUAAUACUACAAAUCCCACAAUGCACUCUGUGUGUCGUCGCGCAUUCGCGGGCCCGCGACAUACUGCUUGUGUCAACUUUCGUUGUGUACCUUAUCAUCGUCCUUUUUACCGUAAAAAACAUACCAACAACUUUUUACUCCGUUAAUUUUUUUGUGGUUUUUCCCAUAAAAUGAAAAUACGAAGCGUAGCCGCUAAACCGGAAGUACGUAGAUUUUCGCAGUAAGAAUCGACACAACCGUCUGUAAUGACAGCGGUUACCAGGGUAACAAGAGGAGAAAAGUUCAUUAAUGGAUAUAAAUAAAUAAUCCUAGUCUGACGGGAUGUGUUAGCAGCAGUAUUUGACUACACUCGCUGCUCUUGGCUCUGAUAUUUAUUGUCCAUGUAUUGUUUUGCUUCAGUGAGCAGAGCAGAGACAGUUUAAGGAGGUCGCAGAGUAAACGGUCCGCCACUGGAGUACAUACGUCCCAACGUCAGCGAACCGUCGAUCGGACCGCCAGGGCCACCCCCCCGUCAGCCGUUUGUGCCGAUCGGCAGUGGCCCGCGUUCCGUCGAAGUCGGCAGUAUCUGGCCCGAACCUGGAAUGAGUUUGACACCCCUGCUCUAAUGAAUAGAUUAGAUCUUACUAAAUUUAAAAGAGCUGAAAAUAUAGUGAGUACACAUAUUUUACGACAACAGCUCAUAAUAGGAAAAUAGAAAGAAAUCAAUGCAGUGCUAAGAUCACACAAAAUAUGUUUAAGUGAUGUUAUGUUUUCUUUUUUAAUGAGGAAAAUUCUAAAUACAGAUAUAUUGAGGCAAUUUAUAUGUAAGAGGCACAAUUCAGAACAUACUACAUGUUUUGUGUUCAAUUUUAGAAUCUGAAAUAAAUGUUUUUGAGGAAGAUGCCAAAUUUUAUUGAAAAGAUGGACACAGUGAAUUAAAUGCCUUGUUGCUUUUGUUUCUAUGACAUUUCCAUCUUAAAUAAUAACUUUUGUUUUGAAACGCCAAUUAGUCAUGAGGUAUUGACAUUCCUUUGAUUAAGUUUGACAUACAAUUGUAGUUGGGAUCUUUGAAUCUUGUUUUUUUAUUAUUUCUGAGAAGUACAUUAAGCAAAAUAUUAACAAUUUCAAUCUCUCAAAACCAUCAGUCUUAAUGUUAACAUGCAUGCUGUUGUUUAGCCGUGCUUCAUAAUCUAAUAAGUCUUUGUUUUCAUUUCUAGUAUCUGGUUUCAACCAUCUACAUAUUUAGGUUCAGGUUUUCCCUUCUAGUUCAAAUGUUCUAUUGUUUUUGCAACAUAUAAAUUUCCAUAUAUUUCUUUUAUUUGAACCAUUCAUUGGGCCUUCAACUAUAAUGACUCGAUGUGCAUAAAACUAUCCAAAACUAAACAUUGUCUCAAAAAUAAUCAUCUGCGAUUAUCAAGUAACAAUAAAACAAAUCAAUAGAUACCAACGAUUCAAUCAGAAGGCCUAAGAUGCAGCUGGAAAACAGCCGUUCUGAGCCACGCUCUUCCUUCACUUCCGGAUUUUCCUUCAGUAUUCAGUCUCCUGACAAGUUACAAGACAUUUCCGGUUUCAAAAUUAAAACGUAUAACACACUGAUUUAACGCUUUUAACAAAACAAUGAAAAUGGGAAAAAAAUAUAUAUUCUCUAUGGGGUCUUGUUUACAAUUAUAGAUAAAAAAAAUGUUUAAAAGUUAUGUAUAUGCUGAAAUUCUCUGAUUCUGAUAUCUGAUUACACAUAUUCAUCAUUGCAAAAUAUAUAUAUAUAUAUAUAUAUAAAUUUACUCAUUUUUUCUUUUCUUCUUCUGUUAAAAUGUAUACUUACCUUUGUUCACCGUAUCAAUAAAGAGACACAAUUGUCAAAGCGGCUAUGAAUGUCUUUAAUGUUUCCCAGAUCGAAAUCACAGCAUACAGUGUAUAAUAACCUCUAAAAUAAAAACAGAAAUAUCAUCACCGCAUUUAUUUAUAUAGUUUAACUAUACCUUUUUUUAAUAAUCAUCUUUUUUUAAAUUCCAUUAUCUAACA